CUGUAGCUGGCAGCAUGCAUCGUUUCUUUGUGUGUUUCUGCACAUUGGUCUUCAUAGAAGAAAAGGCGCAAUGUUUGGACUUCAAAGAAAAAAACAAGUUGUCAAAAUAAGAAGCCUGAAUGAAACAAAAAAAUAUGGGGUGGCUGCAACAAGUCUGAAAGAGCUUCUCAAAAAGGGGAGUAAACUUCUACAGGUUCCACUCGUCGGUUCGCAUAUUUCCUUGUAUGAAGAUGGAACAGAAUUGACAGAGGACUAUUUCCGAAGUCUUCCAGACAAUGCUGAACUUGUCCUUCUUGCCAUGGAUGAGAGAUGGAGCGGCUUUGUCUGCGACAUAGGCCGGUUGCUGGACACUGACAGGAACUCAGAUCUUCUGAUUGAUGCGGCUAAGGGGCUUCUCUCAAACGAGCGGUCUCCAAAGAGACGCAGACUCCUGGGGGACCUGCUCCUGCACUUGAAGGACAGCUCUGAGGCUGAAAACAGAGAAGACGAUGAAGACUGGUUCCAAGGUAACAAGUCCUCAAUCUUGGGAUGGAUAGAAAUCCUGCAGGAAACGAUGUGGCAGCCAAAAGAAAGAUGGAGAAAAACAAGGACAUUUUUAUUUUUAAAUCUGAAACAAACUGUCUCUUUACGGUUAUACCGUUCUAUUUUUGGGCUUUCAGGAAUUGAUGACAGAUUUAAGACCAAAUCGGCCUACAUGAAGUACAACUGUGAGAACAGGAUUCGUGGAUACAUGAAGGAGGUGCAUAGUUAUGCUCAAACCAUCCAAAGACCUAAACUCAAGGAUGAAUACAAGAAGACUGCAGAGUGCUUAGUGAUGCAGCUGAAAUCUGACAAGUACAAUGGUUGCUACUUCAACAGGAAAGAAAAGGAACAAAAUCGACUAUGCACCCAGGAAGGAUGGUUCUCCUGUCAGGGUGCUUUUGAUCAUGAUGAAUGCAAGUCCCUUCACUCAAUCAACCCCUAUGGAAACCGAGAGAGCAGGAUUCUCUUUAGCACCUGGAACUUGGACCACAGGAUUGAAAAGAAGAGGACAGUCAUUCCUACCCUGGUGGAAGCACUGCAGAAACACAAGAGCAGCAACAUAAACCUGGACUAUUUUUACAAACUGCUGUUUACUCGGGAGAAUCUGAAGCUGGUACAUAUUGUAUGCCAUAAGAAAGGUGCCCAUGACUUGCUCUGUGACAAAAGGAAAAUUUACAAACAGGGCAAACGAAAAUGAUUCUCUAAAGUGAAGGGUAUAUGUUUUUCUACUGUUUAUUCUUGAAUUUUGUAUUUCUUUAUUAACUAGCUAACGGAUGAAGUGCAAGACGCAUGAUAACUGGUAAAUAACUAAAUGUAAUUAUGGGCAGGGAACAUUUCUGCUACUAUCAGAACAGCUUAUUUAUUGAUCAUUUUGUGCUAGUGAUUUUAAAGCACUCCAUCAUGAGCUAUUGUUUGGGUGAUAGUCAAUGGACCAAUUGCAAAUCGUCCCAAGCCCUACACACGGGUAUGUUCCGUUCGAUUCAACGUUUGCUACAUCGCGUGUCAGUUUGUACUGAACAACACGUUCCCCCCAAUACAGCGCACACCAGUCUUCAAUAGCCUUUGAGGUACGUUUGGUGGGUGUGGCCUGAUCAAUAUGGAUGUGACCAUUUCAAAUGGCAAAAUGUGUGUCGCACACGCCAUACAGUUGCUCUCUGGGCCACCAUAAUGACACCGUUCAACUAUUUGCUCAGAACAAUACUGCUUCAAUUGAAAUGAAAUGCUUAACAUUGUUCUGUACUACUGAAUGCACCCCUGGUGUUUUGAUUGGUAUAAGCAAAUGGUGAAACUUCCACCCAGCCUAUCGGUGGAGCUAUUACCAUAUUGAUUACAUCUGUCAAAUCCUCUGAACUCCAGAAGAGCAUAGGGUGGGGGGUUGAAAUAUUAAAGGUUUGACUAUU
Oncorhynchus tshawytscha (Chinook salmon) is the source of this 1922-nucleotide messenger RNA. Its product is annotated as DNA fragmentation factor, beta polypeptide (caspase-activated DNase). Gene Ontology annotation, cellular component: nucleus; cytoplasm. Gene Ontology annotation, molecular function: DNA endonuclease activity. Bases 71 to 1219 code for a protein of 382 amino acids. The transcript is spliced from 6 exons. NCBI's taxonomy places the organism in Eukaryota, Metazoa, Chordata, Actinopteri, Salmoniformes, Salmonidae. Gene Ontology annotation, biological process: apoptotic process; apoptotic DNA fragmentation. The record is from RefSeq and is a predicted model, not a curated record.